Peronospora belbahrii is the source of this 795-nucleotide messenger RNA. The record is from the annotation of a GenBank genome assembly. Lineage: Eukaryota; Oomycota; Peronosporomycetes; Peronosporales; Peronosporaceae.
AUGUCGACGAAUCUUGAGGCUCUGGACAAUAAGGCGCACGUGUUACGUGCUGCUAUUGACAGCAACAACGUCACGGAGGCAACGAAAUUACUUGUUCAGCUCAAGAUGGCACUGACAACGCUACCAGCGCUUCCUCCAUGUGGUAUUGAAUCUUUUACCACUCAAAAGGAAUUAGAGAUUGCACGUCACGUCCUGGAAAGCGCGACAUUGCUGAGUAUUCUUCGUGAAGAUAUGACUGCUUUUGAGCGCAGUAUGGUUCAACUUAAGAUCUAUUACAGUAGCGGACUUCAGCCAUCACCGCUACACUAUCCAAUCUUGGGCACGAGGCUGCUGCAGUUGCUAGUGGAAAAUCGUAUGGCUGAAUUUCACAAUGAGUUGGAGCUAUUACCUGAACAGAGUCGUGAGGAUCCUAAUAUUGCAUUUGCUGUCAAGUUGGAACAGUAUUUGAUGGAAGGCACAUACAACAAAGUGCUGGAGGCACGCACUAACGUGCCCAACCCGUACUUUCCCUUUUAUCUGUCACAAUUGCUACAGACUGUGCGCGAGAACAUUGCAGAUUGUGCUGAAGUAGCCUAUCAAUGCCUUACCUUGGCUGACGCCCAAAAGAUGCUCAUUUUUGACUCGGCUGCUGAACUCGGUGUCUACAUUCAGGAAGAGAAGCCAGAGUGGAUUGUGCGUGAAGGUCGAGUGUGGUUCAAGGCGCCGGAAAAAUCUUUAGGCGCCUCGGACAUUCCUUCGUUGAGACUAGUAGGCGAGACGCUCGCGUACGCUACGGAACUCGACCGUAUCGUAUAG